Effrenium voratum is the source of this 561-nucleotide messenger RNA. Lineage: Eukaryota; Dinophyceae; Suessiales; Symbiodiniaceae. The record is from the annotation of a GenBank genome assembly.
AUGAAUGUCCAAUGCAUGGUCUCAACAGGUGGAACAAGCCUUCGAGCGGACAUCAUGCGGCUGUACAACAAGGUCCACAUUAUAGUGGCCACGCCUGGCCGCGUGCUUGACCUUGCCAACAGGAAUGUUUGCAACCUGAAGCAGUGUCACAUGGUUGCCAUGGAUGAAGCUGACAAGCUCCCGUGCCCCGAAAUCCAGCCGAUCAUAGAGGACCUCAUCAAGUUCCUGACCCCAGACAGACAGAUCCUGAUGUAUUCUGCAGCUUUUCCAACCACAAUCUUGGACUUCAAAAACCGGUUUAUGGCUGACGCGCACGAGAUCAACUUGAUCAAAGAGCUCACCCGGUGUCUCGCAGUUCUACGCCUUCGUGGAGCCGCAGAAGGUUCACUGCCUCAACACUUUGUUCUCCAAGUUGCAGAUCAAUCAUGCUAUCAUUUUCUGCAACUCCGUGACCCGUGUGUAGCUCUUGGCAAAGAAGAUCACAGAGCUUGGGUACUCAUGCUUCUUCAUUCACUCUUGCAUGAAACAAUCCCACAGAAAUCGUGUCUUUCACGACUUUAG